This is a messenger RNA of Nymphaea colorata (pocket water lily), 2254 nucleotides long. RefSeq lists its product as uncharacterized. The transcript is spliced from 8 exons. Lineage: Eukaryota; Viridiplantae; Streptophyta; Magnoliopsida; Nymphaeales; Nymphaeaceae. The record is from RefSeq and is a predicted model, not a curated record. Bases 347 to 1357 code for a protein of 336 amino acids.
AAGGUAGCUCGAACAUCAAGACGAGGCGUUCUCUAGCAAAUAUUUCGAAGAAAAGAAAGCAUCGAGGAAACGUGGAAAGAAAACUGAGAGGAGCUUAUUCUGUAGUUGACAGUCUCGUUACAUAGAUUUCUUUAGAAUCGUGGCCUUCCUUUCUUCUUCUCACUUCCCGCCUGCCUUUUUUUAACCCUUUUUCCCUACCACCUUCUGCCAAAACUGCCACCGAUCGGAGAUCGACCGUCCUCACCGACACUUCCACGCGCACUCUCUAUCUCUGUCUUUCUCUUCGUUUUUCUCUCGUCGGAGGAUCAUCGGGGUCUUCGCUCCAGAUCGAUCAGAGGCAGAGGCCAUGUAUCAUUGGAAGGAGAAGGUCGCGGACAAGCUCUCCCGCCUCCUCGCCGAUUCGCCGUCGUCUUCGGGCCAUUUAGCAAAGGAAUCUCCGGCGAGCUCUUCCGAAGCUCAGGGAACUUCCUUUUCCCCUAAGAGUUCAAAUGAUCCAACCACUCCAUCUUUUUCUUCAUUUCUUCUAUCACUUCUUCCAAGCCCUAGGUCUCUCAGCAACAAAGUAUAUAAGACUCCUGAACAUCAUAAGGGCACAACAUCAUUGUUUCGAUCACUUUCUAGCAGGCGGUGGAGAAGUAAAAAAUUAUCAUAUGAAGAAGUUGCUACAGAUUGCGACACAAAUUUCUUAGAUGAAAGUGGUGAAAAUGGAAGGUGGGAGCCUCCUGAAGACAUUGGGCAUCAUAAUGACCUUCAAAGAGGCUCAAAUAUUUCUCCCAAUACUGAUGAAACCUCCACCUCCGAGAACAUAUCGAAGAGCCUUCCAAAUCUUCUGGACGAGUCUUCAUUCAUAUCACCUGACUUAUAUGAGUUUUUACAUUCUUCAGUUCCUAAUAUAGUAAGGGGUUGCCAAUGGGUUCUGCUCUAUAGUACGUUGAAACAUGGAAUUUCCCUCCGCACUCUUCUACGCAACAGUGCUGAUCUUGCAGGUCCUUGUUUACUGGUUGUUGGGGAUAUGCAAGGUGCUGUAUUUGGUGGUUUGUUGAAUUGCCCUCUGAAACCGACGGCAAAACGGAAAUAUCAGGGGACAAAUCAAACUUUUGUAUUUACAACCAUAUAUGGGGAACCAAGACUCUUCAGAGCGACAGGUGCUAACAGGUACUACUACAUGUGUUUGGACGACCAAUUGGCACUUGGAGGUGGUGGUAGUUUUGCACUAUGCCUUGAUGGAGACUUGUUGCAUGGUACUAGUGGGCCGUGUGAAACUUUUGGAAACAAAUGCUUGGCUCAUAAGGAGGAAUUUGAAUUGAAGAACGUGGAGCUUUGGGGGUUUACACAUUCCUCAAGAUAUCUUCCCUGAACUCAAGUUCUUAAUGACAUGAACAAAAGUGGGUACUUCUUCGUUGUGUUAGUUUAUUUCCUACCACCUAUUAUCGUGGUUGCAGUGCUUUCUUGUGAGAGAAGAAAGGGCCGUGAUUUUGGUUUUUGUCUUAGUUUAAUUAUUUUGUCGUGAAUUUAGGAAAAUAAUUUGAUUAUUUGUGGCACAAUUUAGGAAAUUUGUUUUCAUGUAUAAUGUUGUAGAUUCUCUUCAAUUCUGUGGAAUCUUCGUAACGUGUAUUUUUUUGCUCUGAGGGAAAAGAUUGAAAUUUCUCCUUAGGUCAGGUUGUUUUUUGGUGGAAGAGGACCUCGGCUUGCUCUUAAAUGCUAUAAUUUAUGUAUUUGUUAUUUUUGGGAAACAUGAAGCUACCGUCUGCUUUAGCUGAAAGGGAGAAAAAAAUCAUCACGUUGAGGAUGGGUCUGGAAAAAGAUCUAUUUGUGGGUAUUGAUGCUGCAUGUAAGGAUCGCCCAACUGAAAAAGGUUUAAGUUGGCUUUUUGCCUCAUUACGUACGGAGUAAUAGUCAUUGCCAUCUGCAUGUUAAAAAUGUCAAGAACUGGACGUUCGUAGAUGCUUGAUGCCAUCAAAUUAUCAACAUAAAUAAGAACAAACACGGCAGAAUGUGCUAAAAAAAUAUAACAGCCGUUCAUUUAUUGCAGUCAAUAAGUGCUACCUGUGAAUCGCAGAGCAAAAAUAUGAGAAGCUCAAAUACCACAGGGAGCAUCUUUUACUAUGAGGCCAAAGCAAGUCUCCGGUGGAUAAUGGAGACCUCAAAAGCGUUUGACGGCUGGAAGCUUGCUAGCAUAUCGUUGACGGAAGGCCCUUGAGACUUGAACAUACUCCGAUAGGUCUCCACCACCUGAGAUAGCAAGAGCGGCGUU